GAAAACAUCGUUCAGAACUACAUUCCAUGUUCAUAAUUUUUUUUCUUUUUACAAGCCUUCGUGAGGUAAUUCACAUCGCUUAUAUGUUAUUCAUUUAUUGUUUUUUUUUUUAUUCCUAAUGAGAAAAGGUGGUCGUAUAACUUAUCUACAAAGAGUACAGCUUUUUAUUCUUUUGAUUGAAAUGAAAGCAAAAUUUUAUUGCCAUUGCUAUUACAGCCAUUGCUAUUACAGCCAUUGCUAUUACAGCCAUUGCUAUUGCAGCCAUUGCUUUUUUUUGGUGCUAACAGUAAAGGUACUUUUUUUUAGAAUAUAUUUAGAAUAUAUUUAAAAUAUAUGUAAAGUAUAUUUAAAGUAUAUUUGUAAUUUUUACCUGAUAUCCUUUUAUUUAAACUAAUUUUUUGUCAAAUAUUUUUGGCUAAAAAUUUAGCAAACAUGUUUUUCAUGUAAUUUUUUGCUGUACCUAUUUUUAUAACAGUACUUGAUUUACCAAAAUCGUUACUGUAAGUUUGAAGAUGUUUUUAAUUUAGAAAAGAACAAAAAAAAAAAAAAAAAAUGGUUAACUCAAUUGAUUGUUUUAAUAAGGUUGCAUCUUCCGAAGGAUGCACAAAUUCUUUUAAAAAUUCGGAAAAGGCAAAUAUGCAUAACGCCAGGAAUAGAUGCAUAAAAGAGAAAAACAUGCCCCUCUACAUCAUGAAGGUGUUUACUGUUGCUCUGUUCAUUUGGAUGUGCCAUUAUAGCGACGACUCCACCUGUGGUAAGUCCCUGAACAAAAAGAAGAGCCUGGGAAAUCCCUCCGAGCUGAGAAAUAGCAGAAUUAUUGCAGCGGUUGAUUAUGAUUCAGAACAGAGAGCUGCCGGUCCGAGUCAUCGCGCGUCGGAUAAUGAGAAGAGCUCUAUGUGCGAAACUACUGAAACAGAACUCGCAGAAAAGAAAAGGAAAAAAGCGUUAAAAAAAAAACUAAAAAAAAAAAAAUUAAAGCGUCCUAGAGGAAAAAAAACCGUUUUCGUAGAAAACGACUUUGUACCAGGGGGUGUAAGAUCGGAAUAUCUCGAAAAGGAAAAUUUAACAACUCAAGAAAAAGACAAUGAAGAUUCAGAUGUGGAGAGUGCCAAACAAGAGAAUGGAGAAAUGUGGUAUGUGGAAGAUGAAAGUGGAGACUGGGAACUAGCCGGAACAGAAAACACAGAACAACAAAAAGGAGAAUGUUCAUAUGUGAAUAACGAAAAUAAAGAAUGGGCAGAUUCAGAUACGGAGGGUGUAGAAAAUGAAUAUAUAAAAUUACUAAACGGAGAAGUUAGCUACCUUGAAGAUGUAUUUCCCGAUGAGGAAGAAAACGGAAAGAAAAGAAGGAAAAGAUCUAAGAAAAAAUCGAAAAAGAAACCCAGAAAAAAAAAAACAUUAUAUGUGGAAGGGAAUUCAGAACUGAAAAAUGGUGAAGCAGGAAAUGCAAAAAUAGAAGACUUAGAUUCGAUAUUGUCGGAAAUAAUUCAACAAUCAGAAAAUAAAGAAGCAAAAAAAGGAGGAAAAAGGAAAGGAAAGAAAAAGGGUGUAUCUAAGGAUACGAAAUCGCAGUAUGAUUCAAACAGCGAAUCUAACAUGGAAUCAUAUCGUGAAUCCAACAGUGAAUCGAACAUGGAAUCAAACAGCGAAUCAAACAGCGAAUCAAACAAUGAAUCGAACAGUGAAUCAAAUGGUGAACCGAAGAAGGGAUUGAAGAAUGGAUUAAAAAAAAGAAACAGAAGAAAAAGAAGAAAACUUAAUAAAAAGAGAAGAAAAUCGGAAAUUGCAAGAGCUGUGAAAUACUUAUCAGACUGUACAGAUAUUGAUGAAGCUAAAAAAGAAGAAUUAAAAAAGGCGAAAUAUUUUAAUAAAAAGUCAAAUAAUAAAGAAUCAGGCAGUACGCAAGGUGAUCUGUCAGAUUGCGCUGAAGGAAAGAAAAAGAGCUCAAAGAGUAGAAAAAGAAUAAAAUUGGAUAACACGGAAGUUAAUUUAUCAGAUUGCACUGCCUGUUCUGGAUCAGGAACUGCAGAUUUAGCAUGUAAUAAAACCGAACGCGCUGAAACGGAAGAUAAAUACGCAGAAAAUAGAGACACAGAAAAUGAAGAGUUGAAACGCGCGGAAUGCAAUGCCGGAAAUUAG
Molecule: messenger RNA, 2139 nt
Organism: Plasmodium vivax (malaria parasite P. vivax)
Lineage: Eukaryota; Apicomplexa; Aconoidasida; Haemosporida; Plasmodiidae
Exons: 2
Coding region: 553-2139 (528 amino acids)
Source: RefSeq, a predicted model, not a curated record